Marmota monax (woodchuck) is the source of this 6449-nucleotide messenger RNA. It is a transcript of the gene Ercc4, whose product is annotated as ERCC excision repair 4, endonuclease catalytic subunit. Gene Ontology annotation, biological process: resolution of meiotic recombination intermediates; nucleotide-excision repair involved in interstrand cross-link repair; double-strand break repair via homologous recombination. Gene Ontology annotation, molecular function: single-stranded DNA endonuclease activity; damaged DNA binding; single-stranded DNA binding. The coding region runs from base 20 to 2770 and encodes 916 amino acids. The record is from RefSeq and is a predicted model, not a curated record. Lineage: Eukaryota; Metazoa; Chordata; Mammalia; Rodentia; Sciuridae. Gene Ontology annotation, cellular component: nucleotide-excision repair factor 1 complex. The transcript is spliced from 11 exons.
CGGCCCGGGAAGGGCGCCCAUGGAGCCGGGAUUGCCGGCUCGACGGAUAGCCAUGGCGCCGCUGUUGGAGUAUGAGAGGCAGCUGGUAUUGGAACUGCUCGACACUGACGGGCUGGUCGUGUGCGCCCGCGGGCUCGGCGCAGAUCGGCUCCUCUACCAUUUCCUCCGGCUGCACUGCCACCCGGCCUGCUUGGUGCUGGUGCUCAACACGCAGCCGGCCGAGGAGGAGUAUUUUAUCAGUCAGCUGAAGAUAGAAGGAGUUGAACACCUCCCUUGCCGAGUGACAAAUGAAAUCGCAAGUAACAAUCGCUAUGAGGUUUACACAAGAGGCGGUGUCAUAUUUGCAACAAGUCGAAUACUGGUGGUUGAUUUCUUAACUGACAGAAUACCUUCAGAUUUAAUAACUGGCAUCUUGGUGUACAGAGCCCACAGGAUAAUCGAGUCUUGCCAGGAAGCAUUCAUCCUGCGUCUCUUUCGCCAAAAAAACAAACGUGGGUUCAUCAAAGCUUUCACAGACAACGCCGUGGCCUUUGAUACUGGUUUCUGUCACGUGGAAAGAGUGAUGAGAAAUCUUUUUGUGAAGAAGCUCCACCUAUGGCCAAGGUUCCAUGUGUCCGUCCACUCAUUCUUAGAGCAGCACAAGCCUGAGGUGGUGGAGAUCCAUGUUUCCAUGACACCUGCCAUGCUCGCCAUCCAGACGGCCAUCCUGGACAUCUUAAAUGCAUGUCUCAAGGAGCUGAAGAGCCACAACCCAACUCUUGAAGUGGAAGAUUUAUCUUUAGAAAACGCUAUUGGGAAACCUUUCGACAAGACAAUCCGCCAUUAUCUGGACCCCUUGUGGCACCAGCUUGGAGCCAAGACCAAAUCCUUGGUUCAGGAUUUAAAGAUACUGAGAACUUUGCUACAGUAUCUCUCUCAGUACGACUGUGUCACAUUUCUUAACCUUCUGGAAUCUCUGAGAGCAACGGAGAAGGCUUUUGGUCAGAAUUCAGGUUGGCUGUUUCUUGACUCCAGCACCUCAAUGUUCGUAAAUGCUCGAGCAAGGGUUUAUCAUGUUCCAGAUGCCAAAAUGAGUAAAAAAGGCAAAAUGCCUGAAAAAACGGAAAUGAAAGAAGGGCAAGAAUCAAAAAAGGAACUGGUCCUAGAAAGCAACCCCAAGUGGGAGGCACUGACUGAAGUACUGAAAGAAAUUGAGGCCGAAAAUAAGGAGAGCGAAGCCCUUGGUGGCCCAGGUCAGGUGCUCAUCUGUGCCAGCGAUGAGCGCACGUGCGCCCAGCUGCGGGACUACCUCACUGCGGGCGCCGAGGCCUUCUUGCUGAGGCUGUACAGGAAGACCUUUGAGAAGGACAGCAAAGCUGAGGAGGUGUGGAUGCGAUUCAGAAAGGAGGACGGUUCCAAGAGAGCCAUGAAAUCCAACAAAAGACCCAAAGAGCCCCAGAACAAAGAUCGGGCCUCUGCCAGAGACAGGAGUCUCAAGAAGAAGAAGCGAAAGUUGACGCUGACUCAGAUGAUCGGGAAGUCAGAGGAACUGGAAGAGGCCGCGGACGUGGAGGAAGGUUACCGCAGAGAAGCGGGCAGCAGCCCCGAGAGUGGCGAGGAGGAGGUGAAGCACGAAGCCUUCGAUGUCAAUCUGUCCUCGGAUGCCGCCUACGGGAUCCUCAAGGAGCCGCUCACCAUCAUCCACCCACUGCUGGGCUGCAGUGACCCGUAUGCGCUGACCAGGGUGCUGCACGAAGUGGAGCCGCGGUACGUGGUGCUCUACGACGCAGAGCUCACCUUUGUCCGGCAGCUGGAAAUCUACAGGGCAAGCAGGCCCGGGAAACCUCUGAGGGUUUACUUUCUCAUAUAUGGAGGUUCGACAGAAGAGCAACGCUAUCUCACCGCUUUGAGGAAAGAAAAGGAAGCUUUUGAAAAACUCAUAAGGGAAAAGGCGAGCAUGGUCAUCCCUGAAGAAAGAGAAGGCCGAGACGACACCAACCUGGACCUUGCAAGAGGCGCAGCAUCAACAAAUGCGUCCACCGACACCCGCAAAGCCGGUGGCCAAGAACAGAACGGAGUACAGCAGAGCAUAGUAGUGGACAUGCGCGAGUUUCGCAGUGAGCUGCCAUCCCUGAUCCACCGCCGGGGCAUCGACAUUGAGCCGGUGACUCUGGAGGUGGGCGACUACAUCCUGACCCCGGAGAUGUGCGUGGAGCGCAAGAGCAUCAGCGACCUGAUCGGCUCCUUGAACAACGGCCGCCUCUACAGCCAGUGCGUCUCCAUGUCCCGCUACUACAAGCGCCCGGUGCUGCUCAUCGAGUUCGACCCGAGCAAGCCCUUCUCCCUCACGUCCCGCGGUGCCUUGUUCCAGGAGAUCUCCAGCAAUGACGUCAGCUCCAAACUCACCCUUCUCACGCUUCACUUCCCCAGGCUGCGGCUUCUCUGGUGCCCGUCCCCCCAUGCCACCGCGGAGUUGUUCGAGGAACUGAAACAAAAUAAGCCGCAGCCCGAUGCGGCCACGGCCCUGGCGGUCACAGCCGAUUCCGAAACCCUCCCCGAGUCGGAGAAGUAUAACCCUGGCCCCCAAGACUUCUUGUUAAAAAUGCCCGGAGUGAACGCCAAAAACUGCCACUCCUUGAUGAACCACGUUAAGAACAUCGCAGAAUUGGCCACCCUGUCCCUGGACAAGCUCACGGGCCUCCUGGGGCACGCUGCCAACGCCAAGCAGCUGUACGAGUUCCUUCACACCCCCUAUGCGGAAGUCGUGUCUAAAGGGAAGCUGAAAAAGUGAGCAGGCUUGUCCUCCCUCGACUGGCGCAGCCCUCUCUGCCAGCCGCACGGGGUCAUUAUUAAUCAUCCGCUCAGUGAUUCCUUCUUUUCCAGUGCUUUCAAUGAUUGUGCGUCCUGUCUCCAAGGUCGGUGGACCAGAAGCCAAGCUUCCUGUGCACGUUGGGCUUAGGUGUCUCUCUAACUGUCCCUGGCCUCUCUCUCUUCCCCUACCCGCUGCACUGUCCAGGUCAGGCCUAGUAUAUUCCAUCUCUAAAUGAGGAGUGUCAGGACCAGACAGAGGUUCUGCAAGUGUUCAUAGAAGACUGCUCCGAAGCAAGCAGGAAUUUGUGUCUCCUACACAAACUGAUAAGACACACAAUCAUGUUCUUACCUGCUCUCUACACAGGGCCCUCUGGAACCCUAAGGAGGAGUCUCUCUGCCAUUCCUGAUCAGUUCUUUCCACCACAUUUCCUUCAAUUUCAUACUCCUUGGGGACUUCCUGCUGCUAAUUUAAGAGAGCCACUUCUAAAGCUGGCUGACAAGUCUCCUAACCACCCAAAUAUAUGCAGCACCUACUAUAACUUGUUUAUCAGAAACCAGUACUUUUAAGACAUAAAAUGAAUUACCUGUUCACAGAAUCGAGUGGUACAGGUGCAGGAGCCCUUAGAAUUCUUAGUUCUUGCACAUGUUCAGUCUCCUAAAUCCCAAAGAUCUUCAAACCCAAAUGAAUACUCACAGUCUUGUAAAGACUCCCACUUUUCCCACCUGUCUUCACUAGACUAAGAAACUCAUACCACAUCCUCCAGAAACACAUGGUCCUCUGAGUCCCCAUGCCUCCUGUUCCUGUACCAGGCACCUCCUUCUUUUCCUGGGUGAGCUCUCCAACAUGAGCAACCCUCAAAGCUUUUAAGAUUGAGUUUUCUUUCUUUCCUGUUGAGAUAAAAGGAUUAUAGAUAAAUGGAAGAUCAAAGCAUAGAAUAUAUAAAAGCUCAAAUGAAAUGUAUAAAGAAACUAAUUCCUUCUAAAUCUCCUCCUGAUUGACUUAGGUCUGCUUUUUACUGAGGUGUGCAUGCAAGGUCUCCAUAGCAUCUCUGCAGUUUUUAAACUUUGAUAUUUAAACAUUAUUAACUUAGCUAUUAUUAUUCACUGUUUAGUAACGAGCAGUCAAUUUUCUACCUCAAGAGCUGCUGUAGGCAUCAGUUCUGCUGUCCCUGUCAUCCGGUAUAAUCUUUGAUCAGUGUCAGCUCUUUCUUGGUUGGUCAUGACAAACUAGGACAGUGACCCUUGUAACAGAAAUGUGUCUUCUCUUUUAACAAAAGCACUUACUGAACCUCUCAUUGGCAUCUUGAUUUGUUGGUACUUAAAAGUAUGUUGGUCCCUCAUUGUCCGUGGAGGCUGGUUCCAGAACCCUGUUAUGGCACCGAAUCUGCGGAUGCUCAGGUCCCUCCUAUAAAACAGUGUAGUCUUUGCACACGACCUGUGCACAUCCUGCUGUGUAUUUUAAACCAUCUCUAGAUUAUCUAAGUAUUUAAUACGGGGUAAAUGCUGGGUAAGUAGCUAUUAGACUGUUCUGUUUAGAGAAUAAUGACAAAGGGGGGGGGGGCUAUAUACAUUCAGCACAAAUGCAGUUUAAUUUUUUUUCCAAAAUCUUUUCGAUUCUCAGUUAAAUCUACGAUACAGAACCCUUGGAUGCAGACUGUGGGUUUGGAACUCCCUCCAGGGCACUUCAGGAAAGAAUUGAGGGGUAUCAAGAGCCAGUUUGAUGACCAUAGAACUCCGUAAGGUGAUGUAGAGAACAGAGAAGGAAACGGGUGGAAUAAAGAUUUGAGCUACUAUUUUUGUCCCAGGGAUAAAACUAUACCCUCCAGGGUAAGAAACAAACCCACUGAAUGAUGACAACAUUAAUUGUUGGCAUUCACUUCUGUAUUUAUUAUUUUAUGGAAGAGUUCAAUCAUAGUGUAUUGACCACUAAAAUAGACAUACCACUUCAAAUGACAAUGGUCAUUAUCACAUUUCUUCACCCUAGCCUAGCACUUCAGCGUCGGGUAUGUAAUUUCUAUUUUUUUCUUCUUGUAUAAUUCCACCUGCCUUUUAUUGUUGUGUCAUUACAUAAAACAAAAGUCUUCACAUAGUGUGUUCCAUGAUGGGGGUUUCAUUCCAAGCGUUCAAAACUGAAGUCCUUCUGAGAGCUACCAUAUUAAGCAACCCGUGUCAUCUGAUACAAUGUGGAUAACAGUCUCAACUGUAUUUAUUUCCAGUGUCCCUCAACUCUCAAAAUCUGCUGCCUGCUCUUGUACCUACGGGGACAUGAAGACAGGUACACCGUCUCUUGUAUGUUUGAAUUUCGACCAGUAAUUUCUAAUGAACUUUAAUUGGUCAUUAUAGGUGAAGGACUCUCCCUUACUUCCUCUCCCAACUAAAUGAGUGUAUUUUAAUGUAUUUCCAGUUGUGGAAAACUUUCAAUAUAUUCAUCAAGUAUUUACUUUUCUCAAAUUUUUUUAUGAAUUUUUACAAUCAAAGAAUCUUUGAUAAAGGAACUACAGAUGCAUGCCGUUGCAAAAUUAAAGUAUUACUUUAUUUUCUAGCAACAUUUUACUAACUUUGCCUUUUUCCUUCCAUCUAGCAAAUAUCCAAUUUACUGGUGAACUCAUGUGUAGCUUUUUCAAAACCUUUUUUAAAAGCCAGAUAGAUCAUCAUUGCUGUUCUGAUUUUACAAGUUUUUUGCCUAAAAACUUGAAAACACAUGAAAUAUUGUGAGAAAUCAUUUUGAGUUUUGUUUAUUUAAAUCAUAGUACCUCUCUUGAUAUUCCUUAAAAUUACACAGGAAGAAAUCAUUUCUCAUAGUGGCCAUAAAUAUUGUAAGUCACUGUUUCUUUAGUCUGAGGUUUAGUAGACAGGGUGUCUACUAAGAAUGUAGUUCCCCAGCUCAGCAAGACCUGAAGAUAAUUGUCUCGUUCAUCAACCCAUCAGGACACAAAGGAAUAAAUCCAGGUUUGGUGGUGGUGAGGUGACUUAGUACAAGACUAAGCCUGGGCCUUCAGCAGGAAAACCUUCCCUGAAGCAAAUCUGGGGAAAGUAGCCAGGGGAGGGAGACAGGCAUUAUUGACCUUCGUUCUUGGUUUUGAAGCAUGAUUUGAUCUUUUUUUUUUUUUUUUUUUUUGGCUCAGAGAACUUUAGGGAAAUUCUCCUUUGUCUUCAGUUUAACCUAGAAAUGGCCCCUGAAAAACCAACACAUUAGGAAGAUUCUUUUUCUCAGCCUAGAGUAUAUUCACAUGUCACCAGGCUCCGAAAUGAGUUGUCACUGUGCUUUAUUAUUUUGCCUCAUAGCUAUUUCCUUUCCGAUCCUGAACUUAAACACUUCAUGACCCAUCUUUUUAGCAGCCUUUACCACUGUGCUAGUGUUUUGUUUUUUUUUUUAAUUUAUGGUUGUGUAAGUCAAGAUUUGGAUGGGAGGAAGAUGAAACUGAAAUAUAUCUAUCUGUCACCAAUGUGUGUGUGUGUGCGCGCGCGCGUGCGUGUGUGUGAUAAAAUGUAUAUUUAUUCAACAUCCUCCUCAGUAUGUUACAGACAAAGCAAAAAUAAAAUGUAUAGUGAAAGGGCAUAUAUUGCCAACAACGUGUUAGUAAGUAUUUAAAAUUCAGAGUAUCUUUUCUUUUUCAUUACGCAGAAUAAAUGAUUAAAGCUGAACAUUGGUGAACCAC